UCCACAAACAUACCGACCACGCGUCCUUCUCUCUGAUACCUCCUCAAACGCAAAGAUAGCAAUGGCCUCUGCAAUUGCAACCAAACCCAUCACCUUCUGUAUCCUCAUCCUACUCAUUUUUUCCAUUUCUCUCUGCAAUUCCACUGAGGAAGAAGACCCAACACCAGCCUCAUGGCCCCACCAAUUCCACUCCAUACUUUUCAUGAACCACAGUGGGUCCCUGCAGAUAAUCGAUCUAUGGUACGACUGGGUCAAUGGUCGAAAUUUCAACAUCAUACAGGACCAGCUGAGUAGUAAGGUUCUCCAUGACCUUGAAUGGAACAAUGGGACUUCCUUCUUUUACACAUUGGACUCCAACAAAGAGUGCAGAACUUCACAGCUUGAGGUGGGUAUUCUUCGCCCAAAUUGGCUCGAUGGUGCUAACUACCUGGGUCAGCGCCACGUGGAUGGGUUCCUCUGCAAUGUUUGGGAGAAGGUGGACUUCAUUUGGUACUACGAGGAUGUUGUCACCAAGAGGCCUGUUCAUUGGGUUUUCUACACAGGGAGGGAGGCACAUGUUAUGACAUUUGAAGUGGGAGCAGUGCUUGAGGAUGCCAAGUGGCAAGCCCCUGUAUACUGUUUUGAGAAGAUGAAUGAUGAUGGAAUUGGAACCGAACCAAAACUAAAAGCACAAUUUGCCAUUACUCGCGGUUUUCGGGAUAGUUCAUUGGACGGAGUACUUAGAGCCUCGCUUGAUCUCUGAAUAAUAUUGUGAUGCACAUUUCUAUUGCUGCAUUUGUGCAUUUCUUUGGAAAUAAAUUUGCAUUUUGCUCUGGAAAAUAGCAGGCAUGCCAUUCUACCAGAUAAACCACAGGGCAUGUCUAAUCCAUGCUUACUCGAGCCAUAUCCGAUGCCACUCUGGGCUGCAAUGUUCCAAAGGUGCAUCCCAUAUUGAUAAAUAAAUACCAAGAUCUUCCAUAGUUCAAUUGA
Quercus robur (English oak) is the source of this 969-nucleotide messenger RNA. RefSeq lists its product as uncharacterized. The transcript is spliced from 2 exons. NCBI's taxonomy places the organism in Eukaryota, Viridiplantae, Streptophyta, Magnoliopsida, Fagales, Fagaceae. The record is from RefSeq and is a predicted model, not a curated record. Bases 62 to 742 code for a protein of 226 amino acids.